ACUCUGACGCGUGAAAACAGAAACACGGAAGAUGUCAGUCAGACGUUCACAAGGUAACGAUUGUGUUUAGUAAGGUACAGUAGCCCUGGGGCCUCAUUUACACUCUCUAUAUUUGACAUCAUUGUUGGUUAAACGCUAAACGUAAGAUGGGAUGAGGGUGUUAUAAAUGAUGGCGCAAUAAAAACAAGUAGCGUUAGCUUAGCUGCUAAUAAUUUGUAAGCAAAAUAGGUUUUUUAAUCAGCUGCGGUCUGCUAACGCUAGCUAUAGUGUGUUACCAGCUGUGUGAUACGGCUCGCCAUCACUGCUGGAUGUUUUGAGGCCCUACUUUGAAGAAGGAAAAUGGAAGAGAUAAAAGCCGAACCUGUGGAUUUUGUGAAGGAAUUUCAAGAAUACCUGACCCAGCAAACCCAGCAUGUCAACAUGAUCUCAGGCUCUGUUUGUGGCGAAAAAGAGACAGCGGAGCAGUUUCAAGCCGUCCCAAGAUGUGAGCAAAAUGGUCUGGACCCCCCGUCUGUGGAGGUGAGCCUGUCAGUGGAGGAUGGAUCAGAUGGACAGAUGGAUGGCUUGGAGAGGACUUGCGAUGGAAAAUAUAAAUGCAGCUACUGCAGCUAUGCCAACAAGGGCAUGGCUCGUUUAAUAGAGCACAUCCGCAUCCAUACAGGAGAAAAGCCUCACCGCUGCCAGCUGUGCCCUUUUGCUUCUGCAUAUGAGCGCCAUUUGGAAGCCCACAUGCGCUCUCACACAGGAGAGAAACCAUAUAAGUGUGACCUCUGUGCAUUCCGAUGCAGUGACCGCAGCAAUCUGUCGCAUCACCGUCGUCGCCGCCACAAGCUUCUACCCACGAGGGUGGUCCGCCCUCCUUUCUCUAAUAAAAGAAUGUUGAGCACUUUGCAAAAAAGGGCAGGCUCGUUGGGAUUCAGCCGGCGACUCCUCAUCAAUUUCAGCCCUCCAUCCAUGGUGAUGCCAAAACCUGAUUAUCUGAAUGACUUGUCCCAUAAGAUCCACCAUCUGAAUAACAGUGAGUAUAAAAACCCUCCCAAGGUGGAUGAGAACGAAAACCACAACAGGAGUACUAAUGGUUUGGUAUAUAAAACCCCCCUGGACCAGCUGUCUACACUUGCUGGCCAGUUGGCCAGUCUUCAUCCUGAGUCUCAGACUCCUGCUUCUCUUGACAAAGAGUCCUUAAAGGAUGAGAAACCAAUCCUCAUACAGCAUGUCUCCAGUGAACAGGUUGCAGUGUGUUCAAAUGGAGUGCAGACAUCACCCCCUAAAGAAUCUCCCACCUCAGACCAGGAGAGUUGCAGCCCUGUUCCUGGCUUUGGUUUGGAGAGCAACAUGAAUAAUCUUACCAGGAGUGUUAGCAAUAGCCAACCAAGCACACCAACACCUGCUCCUACUAUACUGGACCAACAGCACCUUUACAAAUGCCAGCAUUGUGAUAUUCACUUUUCUGAUAAUAUACUCUAUACUAUUCACAUGGGCUGCCAUGGAUAUGAACAUCCAUUCCAGUGCAACAUCUGUGGACAUAUGUGCUUAGACAAAUACGAUUUUGCGUGCCAUUUUGCCCGUGGCCAGCAUAAAAAGUAAUUUGUAGCCUUAUGCUUUUGUUACUCAGACUUUUCUGUAUGAGAUUUUUGUUCAGUUUUCACAUUACAGAGGACUGAAUUGGAUUUCUUAGAAAAUAUACCAUAAUUAGAUUCUGAGGAGAAAGCGAUUUCUGGCCAAGCCUGAGGAUGUUGAGUAGUAUCAUCAUGAUUAUCAACAGCCCCCUAAUUAAAAGUUACAGUUGUCUUGGUUGCCAGUUGUUAUUUCAGUGCACUUUUGCACCUAAAGAAAUGUUCAUUUUAGAAUCUAGACCAAUUGACAAGCAAGCUGAAGCUAGCUUAGAAAUGUACCUGCCAUUUUAUAUCACUGAAGAGUGGUUACUGAAACUUCGAAGGGAGCGGUCAAUAGGAUUUAGUAACAUAUACUAACAAAGUCACAGAAUUCAACCACAUCAUUUUGUUUGCACCUUUCUUUUCCAACCUUGUGGCCACAACUACAGUAAUGGCUAAAAAUACCAGAAAACAAAAAUCAAGAAAAUCCUUUUCCAGAGUUGAUAAUUGGUCUGUCAUUUCCUCGCUAGGGCUAUGGUAAUGCAACACGGCAGACUUGGUUGGAAAGUUCAUCAUGUCUGUAGAUACAAACAGCUCAUUCUAAGAUAAUGGAGAACACAGUAAUUAUACAGUUUUACACUUCUGGAAAUGUUAUGGAAAUUCAGUAGCAUUUCUCAACCUUAAAUCAUACAAAGUGGAACUAAUUAACUUUGUCAUUUAAAUGAGCUAUUCCAACACAAUAAACUCAGUAACAAGUCAGCAGAACCCACUUGUUCUAGUGUUUUCAUAUAUUAACAGUAUAGAGCAACAUUUAAUGUUUCUAUUAUUUUGACACUCUGCCUAUACUGUUCAUUGCCUUUUAUAUUCAUAUUGGAUGUACAAAAUCUCUUAUUUUCAGCAACAAACCAUCACUUAAUACAUCUCUGAGUCAGUGUUAGAUAAAGCCUUCUGACCUCUCACCUCUAUGCUAAGGCAAUGUUUUGUGUUUGGCAUGUAGCUGGGAUUUCUUUUCCUUAUUAUUAAAUGAUUUGUACUGCCUUAUCAUUUUAGAGUAAAUAAUGAAAGUUUUACUCCCAUUUCUACAGGCAGCAACAUGUGAGUUGUUUCAUAUUAAUGACCAGAAGAGUAUUUAACACUCAACAUUUUUAGCUUAACCAGCUUCACUUCAUAUAGUUUAUAAACUGCCAUAAUGACCACUGUAGGUGCAUGCUGGCUUGUUAGUCUAAAGAUACACCAAAGUUUUAAUUUUUGUUCAUUUAAUGGACAUAUAUAGAUACGCAGACUAGAAACCAGCAAGACUUGUUCUGAUAUCUGUUUAUACUGCCAAGUUUUAGCUCUAUUUAGACACUUUUUCCUUCCUCAAGUGUUACUAACUUAUAGGUUUAAAAAUCUUUUAACCAAUUUUUAUAAAUUGUCACAAGUAGUUUUGUGGUACUCUAUAUACCUCCCAGUUAGUAGUACAGAAUCAAAUUUUUUUAAUUGGUAUUAAUUUUAUUGUAGCCACUUACUGUUUGUAGCUGAUAAGGAGAUGCUUUAAAGAUCUGGUGUAACCCUCACAUUGUUAAAUGUGAUGUAAUGUUAUGGAUUUGUGUAAACUUGGUAUAGUAAGUUGGUUAUUUUGUUUGUACAUGAUUUUGUCAUUAUGGACAGAAAAUGGAAAAUUCCAAUGUUUCAUAUUUGCAGAAAACAUGUAGAUCUUUGAGAUGAAUUUUGAUAUUAAUGUGUGUUUUCCAAAAA
Molecule: messenger RNA, 3332 nt
Organism: Melanotaenia boesemani (Boeseman's rainbowfish)
Lineage: Eukaryota; Metazoa; Chordata; Actinopteri; Atheriniformes; Melanotaeniidae
Product: zinc finger protein Pegasus-like
Exons: 3
Coding region: 340-1587 (415 amino acids)
Biological process (GO): regulation of transcription by RNA polymerase II
Molecular function (GO): DNA-binding transcription factor activity; RNA polymerase II cis-regulatory region sequence-specific DNA binding
Source: RefSeq, a predicted model, not a curated record